AUGGGGUCUCAAGGCUUGCCGUUGAAGACGAACGGCAUCUUCCACAGUUUGCCUACCUUCUCUCCAGAUGUCAAAGGGUUGACCGCGAUUAUCACUGGUGCGAAUGGCAUCUCAGGCUUUCACACCAUGCGUGCACUGCUGGACAGUCCAGAGCGCUGGACGAAGAUCUGGGCAGCAUCUAGACGACCGCCACCAAAGGAAAUGAUGGCCUUGUUGACCGAGGACCAGCGCUCCAGAGUCGUGCAUGUAGCUUGUGAUUUUCUUUCUAGUCCAGAAGACAUUUGCAAGCAGUUGCAGGAGAAGAACGUCUCUGCCGACUACAUCUUUUUCUACUCGUACGCACAGCCCAAACCAAAAGCCGGUACUGCAGCGUGGUCAAAUGCCCAGGAACUGGUUGACACAAAUUCUGCACUCUUGAAGAACUUUCUUGGUGCUCUCACUCAUGCCAAGAUUACGCCGAAGCGCUUCCUACUACAGACAGGAGCGAAGAAUUACGGUGGUCAUAUCGGCCCAGCUCGAACACCAUACGCUGAAUCAGACCCUCGUGUGACACUGGAACCCAACUUCUACUAUCCACAAGAAGAUCUUCUUUACCAGUAUUGCAAGGAUCAGCAGAUUCACUGGAACAUCAUCUGUCCUGCAUGGAUCAUUGGCGCCGUCAACAACGCAGCCAUGAACGCUCUGCACCCGCUCGCCGUCUACGCAGCCGUGCAGGCCCAUAAAGGCGAGAAGCUCAAGUACCCUGGCGACUACAACGCCUGGCUAGCACUUGGUGAGCAUAGUACGGCCUACUUGACGGGCUACCUCAGCGAGUGGGCAGUCCUCGAGGACAAGUGCAAGGACCAGAAGUUCAACUCAUCUGAUACUUGCCCAAUCCCCAAUAACCGGUUGUGGCCCGAGCUGGCUCGGUGGUAUGGUGCGAAAGGCUAUGAACUGCCCGAGCUUGACGAGAGCAAGCUCACUGUGCUAGAUGCCGGUGAUGUACCUACACCACUCGGCUAUGGCCCAUCACGCAAGUUGCGCUUCGCAUGGACAUUAACGAACUGGGCUCAACAGGAAGAGAACCAGAAGGCUUGGCAAGAGAUCUCGGCGAAGCAUAAUUUGACGCAUAAUCCUUUUGAGGAUAUCCAGGCACAUUUUGAGUUUGGUGACUUCGCCGCUUGGGGUCCUGCAUUUGCGCUGUCGAUGAACAAAGCUAGGUAUAUGGGAUGGACGGGACAUGUGGACACGCUUGAAAGUCUGCACAUGGCUUAUACUGAGUUGAAUAAGCUAGGGAUGUUACCGCCGCCUGUCGAGAAGGCUCGGCCCCUGAUCUAG
This is a messenger RNA of Recurvomyces mirabilis, 1317 nucleotides long. RefSeq lists its product as uncharacterized. Bases 1 to 1317 code for a protein of 438 amino acids. The transcript is spliced from 5 exons. The record is from RefSeq and is a predicted model, not a curated record. NCBI's taxonomy places the organism in Eukaryota, Fungi, Ascomycota, Dothideomycetes, Mycosphaerellales, Teratosphaeriaceae.